AUGAGACAUGGAGUCGAGGUAGAUAAAGCAAAGGUAGAUGUUAUUGAGAAACUCCCACCUUCAACAUCUAUAAAGGGUGUUAGGAGCUUUUUGGGGAAUGCCAGUUUCUAUCGGAGGUUUAUCAAGGACUUAUUCAAAAUUGCUAAACCCUUAUGCAAAUUAUUGGAGAAGGAUACGAUGUUCAACUUUGAUGAGGAGAGCUGUGAUGGGCCAGUAAAGGAACAAUGUUUUUCAUCCCAUCUACUAUGCAAGUUGGACUCUGACAAGAGUUCAAUUGAUUAUACGGUAACAGAGAAAGUAUUACUUGCUAAUGUGUUUGCAUUUGACAAGUUUCAAUCUUAUCUUGUAGAUACCAAAGUGACUAAAGACACUAAGCUGAGAUUUAUCAAAUGGGUACUUCUACUCCGAGAAAUCAGUCUAGAAAUUCAAGAUCGAAAGGGAGUAGAAAACCAAGUAGCAGACCAUUUGUCGAGAUUGGAGCCGGAAAAAGGGAAUUCUCCACCUAUACCCAUUCAGGAGACAUUCCCAGAUGAACACAUACUGAAGGGUAUUUACUCUCUCGAUCCUUUCCCUCCGUCUUUUAAUCGCAAGUACAUAUUGGUAGCAGUUGACUACGUGUCUGAGUGGGUUGGGGCCAAGGCAUAUCUGACAAACGAUGCUAAGGCUGUGAUGAAGUUUUUGCCUAAGCAUGUGUUCGCAGGGUUUGGAACCCUGAGAGCUAUUAUCAGUGAUGAAAGGACCCAUUUUGUGAACAAAUGGUUGAAAUGGUUACUCGAAAAACAUGGAGUGAAGCACAAGGUUGUAACAACUUACCAUCCACAGACGAAUGGACAAGCUGAAUUGGCAAACAAAGAAAUCAAAGGCAGACUCGAUAAGGUAGUUUUCCCAAAGCAACGAGAUUGGUCCAAAGGAUUGGAUGAUGCUUUAUGGGCCUACAGGACAACAUACAAGGCACCUUUAGGGAUGUCACCCUAUAGGUUGGUCUUUGGGAAAGCCUGUCAUCUACCCUUGGAGUUAGAACACAAAGCUUAUUGGGCUCUCCAACAACUUAAUUUGGAUUUAGAGUUUUCUAAAGAGAAAUGGAUGCUUCAACUCAACAAGUUAGAGGAGUUCUGA
Molecule: messenger RNA, 1116 nt
Organism: Gossypium arboreum
Lineage: Eukaryota; Viridiplantae; Streptophyta; Magnoliopsida; Malvales; Malvaceae
Exons: 4
Coding region: 1-1116 (371 amino acids)
Biological process (GO): DNA integration
Molecular function (GO): nucleic acid binding
Source: RefSeq, a predicted model, not a curated record